Dentiscutata heterogama is the source of this 1162-nucleotide messenger RNA. The record is from the annotation of a GenBank genome assembly. Lineage: Eukaryota; Fungi; Glomeromycota; Glomeromycetes; Diversisporales; Gigasporaceae.
UGCUGAAGCAUAUAAAGCUUUGGAAGAAUCCACUGUCGAUAAUGGAACUAAUCCGGAAGCAUUUCGAAAAGAUCUGAUCAAUAUUGCUCGUACAACAUUGAGUUCAAAAGUUUUAUCGCAAGAUAAAGACUAUUUUGCUAAUCUUGCUGUUGACGCUGUUUUAAGGCUGAAAGGCAGCACAAAUCUUGAACAUAUACAAAUCAUAAAGAAAGCUGGUGGCUUUAUUUUAGACAAAAAGAUUGGAGUUAAUCAACCAAAAAGAAUUGAAAAGGCCAAAAUUUUGGUUGCUAAUACACCAAUGGAUACCGAUAAAAUUAAGAUUUUUGGUGCUCGUGUUCGUGUAGACGCUACUGGUAAAUUGGCCGAACUUGAAAGAGCAGAGCGGGAUAAAAUGAAGGAAAAGGUUGAAAAAAUAAAGGCUCAUGGAAUUAAUUGUUUUGUUAACCGCCAACUGAUCUAUAAUUGGCCAGAGCAACUCUUCGCUGACUCUGGUAUUAUGUCUAUCGAGCAUGCUGACUUUGAUGGUAUUGAAAGAUUAGCUCUAGUAACAGGUGGUGAAAUUACAUCUACAUUUGAUCAUCCAGAACUUGUGAAAUUGGGGUAUUGUGACCUUAUUGAAGAAAUUAUUAUUGGAGAAGAUAAGCUAAUCAAAUUCUCCGGUGUUGCUGCUGGAGAAGCCUGUACUAUUGUGUUACGUGGGGCUACGAACCAAUUAUUAGAUGAGGCUGAGAGAUCUUUACACGAUGCAUUGAGUGUAUUGACACAGACUGUAAAAGAAACACGUACGGUGCUUGGUGGUGGUUGUUCUGAAAUGCUUAUGUCCAAAGCGGUUGAGGAAAAAGCUAAGACAACGGCUGGUAAGAAAGCGAUUGCUGUGGAAUCUUUCGCAAAGGCUUUGAGGCAGAUUCCCACUAUUUUGGCUGAUAAUGCUGGUUAUGAUAGUGCAGAUCUUGUUGCCAGAUUGCGUGCAGCGCAUUAUGAGGGGAAGUCUACAUAUGGACUAGAUAUGGCGAACAAUACUAUUGGAGACAUGCGAGAAAUUGGAAUUACAGAGUCAUACAAACUUAAACGCCAAGUAUUACUUAGCGCAUCAGAAGCUGCAGAGAUGAUUUUACGCGUUGAUGAUAUUAUUCGAUGUGCACCAAGAAAACGAGGGCAAUAG